This is a messenger RNA of Metarhizium acridum CQMa 102, 2277 nucleotides long. RefSeq lists its product as uncharacterized. Lineage: Eukaryota; Fungi; Ascomycota; Sordariomycetes; Hypocreales; Clavicipitaceae. The record is from RefSeq and is a predicted model, not a curated record.
AUGGGUGCUCUUACGCAUCCUGUGCUAUUACAUCCCAAUAUGGUGCGUCCUUUCCAGCUUGGCGAUUCUCUUCUAUCCCAGGCUAAUUGCGGCUCCCCCUUUUCAAGGUCCAUGAUUCUCAUUUCCAUGGUCAUUUAUGUUUUGGUCGGCAUCGAGAUUGUCAAGCGGAGGGGCGCCUUGCAGUCGUUCAACAGCGAUCCUGUUCCGUUGGAAGACAGCAUUGCGUCCACCGCAGACACCCCUUGUAAUAAGCCGGAGAGUAGGGUGACUGAAGAAAAUGCCCAGUCGCGGCAUGGGCACGCCCCCGUGUCAUAUUCUGGAGAAGAAUCGCCCAUUCUUACCCCCAAACCGAGUAUCAGAACCUUCCACACUGUCGCCACGCCUACCCGCCACUUGUCUAUAUCAUUUAGACAAUACAUCCUCAUGCCAAUGUUCUUCUUCCUUGCGCUGUUGUCAGUCUGGGUGGCUCCUUCGACUAAUCGCGUUGGUGCAUUCGUCAACCCCGACUUUUUAUCCUAUCCGCUGCUGCUCAGUGUUGGCGCAACGGGAUCACUACGUGGCUUCUGGAACGGAGUUAUUUUCAUCACCAUUGGCAUGAAAUCGCAGAGGAGACGAGACGACUUGGAGAGACGAGCAACGCACCGGCUGCAAUUGGCACUCCAGGGCCUGCGGCAAGAUGCCGGCAAUGAGAUUAUCCGCGUCGCUAUUUUAGGUCUCGCCAAUGGCGGUGCCACGGCUACAAGAGUUUUACGCGCAUUGCUCGCCGAUCCGUUGCAGGAGGUACAGCCCUGGGAGAAGGAGCUGGAGAACCGGGAUGAGAGUAAACCGCUGAUUGUGCGGGUUGGCCCGCCUCGGAAUCAUGCCGUGUCUCUCGAGAUCGAGAAGGAGGUUGGUCUGGACGAGAUGCAUAUUUCGUGCCCCGAGUUGGAUGGGUAUAAUCUCGAAUUCCUUCUGAUGGGGGUCGAUGUGCCGUAUGGCGCGCCGGGUGAGGUCUCUAUUCAAGCGCUGGAGGAUGCAGUCCUUGUACCAACUGUUGAUAUUCCGUCCGCAAAUGGUAGAGUAUCGCCCAUUUCGACACCGGUUCACCAGGCACUGCUUGUCGCUGAUGGGUUGAUGGGUGCUGUCAAUGUUUCCGCUCUUCCCGUCUCCGAAACAGACGAAUCUAUCGCGGCCGUUGUUCAAAUUGAGGGAGUUACAAAGGAACAGCUGCAGGCUACAUUUGACGUCGUGGACGUAUCGCUGGCCGAGAAAGGCCUCAGCUUGUUUCGCCAAGGGCCCCAAAAUGCCAUGGACUAUGAACGCUUGUGGUUUUCGAGCAAUGUGCCUACCCUGCUGAAAUGGCUCAAGGAUGGGGCCAAACCUGCUGCUGCUGAUGAGACCAAGCCGGCCGUGCGAAGGCUGAUUGCGUCGACGUUGCAAAACACUUCCUCCCAAAUCGAGCUUAUUGAGGCCCGAAAGCUAUCCAAGGCGCUGACGCUGCACAGUGAUGAUCCGGCCGUGGCAGCUUUGAACAAGCGUCUGGCAGACUGGGCACAGAACGCUCACGCCGAGUUACAGGAUGAACUAGAUCUUGCCUUUAAAGGUCGGCGGUGGCGCAAGUUGGGGUGGUGGAAGUUGUUCUGGCGAGUGGAUGAUGUCGCCAUGCUGACCAACGAAAUGCUCGGUCAGCGAUUCAUGCCCACGGCAGAACAGGAGCUGGUUUAUCUGACCGGCAGAAUCGCUCAGCUGCGCGGCGCCUUGCCAGAGUAUCCUCAACCCAAGUCGUCCCUGGAUGCCACGGAGUCUCGAAAGCUCGGCUCCGGCGAACAUGCGCCCCCCUUGGCUGCGACGUCAUCCUACUCCCUGCCAAAGUGGCCUGGCCACAUUGCCUUCACUCGCCGCUACCUACAAAACGAAACCGUCCCCGCGCUGCAGUCACUUGCCCAGAGACUCGUCAUCCAAUCCCUGGGCACGUCUGGCAUAACCACAUCUCUGGCCGCCCUCUUGUACAUUUCGUCGUUUGCAUCCACCAUGUACGAAGCUGGUGCCGUGGCUGCCCUUGGAAUCGUCUACAGCCUAGGAAGACUGCAGAAGAGAUGGGAUGCCGCAAGGUCCUUCUGGGAAGGUGAAGUCCGCGAGGAAGGGCGCAAGGCCGUACGCGGAGCAGAAGAGAGCGUAGCCACGGUCCUGGAGAGCCACGGAAGCAAUGGUACAAACGGGGUGGAGGAAAUGAAAGAGUUGCAAAACACAAGAGAGCUAAUUGCCAAGGCUGAAGACGCACUGGCUCGAAUGCCAUAG